AUUUAAGUGAUUUUCUAGCAUGGAUACUGUUGCUAGCCAUAGUUGUCAUCUUCUCCAGCAGCUACAUGAACAGCGCAUUCAGGGUCUUCUCUGUGACUGCAUGCUGGUGGUAAAAGGUGUCUGCUUCAAAGCACACAAAAACGUAUUAGCUGCUUUCAGUCAAUAUUUCAGGACCCUUUUCCAGAAUUCUUCAGGCCAGAAGAAUGAUGUCUUUCACCUGGACAUUAAAAAUGUAGGUGGCAUAGGCCAGAUCUUGGACUUCAUGUACACCUCUCGCCUGGAUCUUAGCCAGGACAAUGUACAAGCUAUGUUGGAUAUUGCGCAGUGUCUCCAAGUGCAAAAUGUGCUCAACAUUUGCCACACCUUUUUAAAAUCUUCUACAGCUGUAGAGCAAGCAGCCAGCAUGCCUUGUAAUAGCGUAUUUUCACUGCAGAGCACUUUGGCUGCAGAUACUGGCUGUGGUAACGACGGUUAUGGAACAAACCUGUUGCACGAAUGCUCAUCUGAUGCACAAGCUAAUAAAGUCUUGGCUGACCCCCAUUCUCAUGCAUCGCAGUCUGUUAAUCUUCAGGCGCCCGCAAGUGAUGUACAGAAACAACCACAAGACUCCUUAGAUGGCAGCUGCACAGAGAUUCCAUUUAAACAACCAAAUUGCUAUUAUAAACUACGGAACUUCUACAGUAAGCAGUUCUAUAAGCAGAAUGCUUGCUCUAAUCACGAGAGAGGAGCAGAACAAUCCUUUUCUUACAACACGUCUACAGAAAUAAACGCAGUAGAGAGUAAUUCUUGUACGGUCAAUCACUCUGAGUGCAUUCUGGAAACCUCUGAACAUUUACCAUCAAACUUUCUCGUUCAGUCUGUGAAUGAAGCUGCUCCAGACCAAGAUACAGAAAGCACGCUUAUGCAGCCCACCAAACAGAUGCGGCUGAAAAAGGCAAUACACCUCAAAAAGUUAAAUUUUCUAAGAUCUCAGAAAUCUGCAGAGCAGCCACCUGAACCUAAAGUAGAUGAUAGCAGAAUAGCAGGAGUAGUUGAAUCUGUAACUGAAAGUACCGUGGACGUGACAAAUGUUAGAGUUACUGAUGAAAAAGAAGCUGAAGAUUUAGUGAAUUCUGAGAAUUUUGAACAAACUGUUGAAAUCGAAAGGUCUCAGGGUCCUUCAGAACAAGAAGGGCAAUCACAGAGUCUUCAGUCACAGAGACAAUAUACUUGUGAAUUAUGUGGGAAGGCUUUCAAACAUCCAAGCAAUUUGGAGCUCCAUAAAAGAUCUCAUACAGUUAUGGUUGUAUCCCAAUCAAAGGCCAUUAGAAAAACUGUGGGCACCCAGACAGAGGCCCCACGCAAGCAUGCGGGUGUUCAGGUCUUGAGCUGCAGAGACUGCCAGAGCCUGGCACUUGCCAUGGAGGGUAGCGAAGACAACACCUCUGUCAGAUGUGACCAGGUGAAUGACCUGCUCAGCCUGGUGGCUGAGCUGAAGGAUGAAGUAGCAAGGAUGAGGACUAUCAGGGAAUCUGAGAGACAAAUAGGUUGGUGGAGCCACUUCCUGAAUAGUAAGCAGCAAGCUCCACAAGGAGUGGAAAAUCCCCUCCCCAUGACCAUCAGGAAAAAGGACGGGAGCUGA
Molecule: messenger RNA, 1621 nt
Organism: Apaloderma vittatum (bar-tailed trogon)
Lineage: Eukaryota; Metazoa; Chordata; Aves; Trogoniformes; Trogonidae
Product: zinc finger and BTB domain-containing protein 49-like
Exons: 3
Coding region: 20-1621 (533 amino acids)
Biological process (GO): regulation of transcription by RNA polymerase II
Molecular function (GO): protein binding; RNA polymerase II cis-regulatory region sequence-specific DNA binding; DNA-binding transcription factor activity, RNA polymerase II-specific
Source: RefSeq, a predicted model, not a curated record